AUGUGUUGUCCUGUGACCAGUUCACUGCAAAUCGAAUUUUACCAUUCUCACCAAAUCUCAUCUGAUUCUCACAAGAAAAGAAAGGAAACAAAGAAAGAAAGAAAGAAAGAAAGAAAGAACGAGAAAGGACGAAUACCAAGUGGAAUGGACACUACUCAUCAAUCUCAAACUACUGAUACCCAUCAACCUUUUGAUCUCAGAAAUGCACUCAAUCAAUUCUUACAUCAUAUUGGAAUCUUGCCACUUUCUAAAGCGGCUUCACCCAAUACUUCAAACUCUGAACAUCUGGGUACAAUCAUAGAAUUCAGAUUCAAUAAUCACUUGACUUCAAAUGAUAUUCAACUAUUACUUGCAUUUCUUGACAUUCAUCUCUUCGAUCAACAUCAUAUCUCAAAUAAUCAACUUACAACUUCGAAUCUUUGCAAUUUACUAAGUCGAUUGGCACUCAUUCAACCCUUUACUGAACCCAUCGCUAGAUUCUUUGGUCCUAUCUUGCCUGAACUCGUCUCUCGAUGGAUACUUGAAUUAGGAUAUUCAUCUCAAGGAUUUUAUGAUCAAGCAACGUGCGAUUUUUGGUCGCAUUUCACCCAUUUAGGACCGAUUGUACCUGAUGUAGAAGGUGAAAAACGAAAAGAGUUCUUAAGACUCGUAUUUUCAGCUUUUGUAACUUGUUUACAUAUUCAUCCUUCACUUUUUCACUUUGGGAUUCUGAUUUUACGACAUCCAGCAUUUGCUACUGACCCUUUCAACAUCUUACCAGCUUCGGUUCUUGUGGUCCCACUUGGUCACAAUCGCAACAAUCUACCAACAACUCAUCCCCUAUUCCAUGAUCCAUGCGUCACAUCUCUACUCUUGUCCCUUCAUCGACUUCUGGCGCUUGCACCCCAUCUUCCCUUUCCUGGAUUGAUCAAAAACGGAUGGCUUCUGCCCGAUGUAUUAUCAUGUCUGAUGCAACAUCAUCCGCGUCAAGGAAUUCGAUAUCUUGCUUGGCGAUGUUGGAGGUAUUGGCAGGGUGACGCUGGAUUUGCUCAGUUUGGAAUUGAGAUCAGGAAUCGAUAUGUUUGGAAUCCAGAGAUCGAUCAAUCAACGAGUUUGAUCGAAUCCAAUAUGAUAUCACCUUGGCCAUCUAAAUUAAUAAACCAACCAUCUGAUACCAACUUGAAUCAUGUAGAUAGACUACCAGAAGAAUUGAUUGAAUACGAUGAACAAUUAACUUCUAAAUGGGACUUUCGUCUCUCAUCUAAUCCUCAAAGCUCAACCAUAUCUUAUCAGACUGUCAGAAGAGCCAUUGAUGUUUGGGUCUUACCCAUGCAUGAAGACUGGUGUCGAUCCCAAAGUCCGAAACCCUCAUCAUUAUUGGCUUCCAAUACCACUUCACGACCUUUGUUCAUGUCUCCUGGCGAUCUAAGUCCCUUGGUCAAUGACGUUGACGGUCUGAUCAUCCUCCGCUUUGGCUCAUUACCAGCCCCGAAAGUUUCAAAGUCUCAACCCAAACGAAUCUGCGAUAAUAAUGAGAUCAGCGUUCCGAAGGCCCUUCUAUACGCUCCCCUCUUUGUGCCUACCUCAUCGUCACGCGCUGCUAUUCGCUCACUUGCCCGUUCGAUUGAGCAAAGACUUCCAGUUCUUUUGUCCGGACCACCCUCUUCAGGAAAAACGACCAUAAUUGAAGAGGUUGUUAAUCUAUUUUGGUCAUCAGCAUCAUCAUCAUCGGACCAGACUUUCACGCGUCAUCAGGCAAAUGUUGUUAUCCUCAACUUGGCUUCACGUACACUCGAUGCCAAGAGUUUGAUUGGUAGUCAUGUAAGCUCAACUGAAGAUGCGGGGAAAUUUGUGUUUGUCGAAGGCCCUCUCACACGUGCUAUGCGAGAAGGAAAAUGGCUGGUUUGUCGAGAUAUAGAUCGGGCUUCUGAUGAUAUUCUGGCGGUCAUUAACCAAGUCGCUGACCUUAUCCGUCAUCGAGUUCAAUAUGAAGUUGGAGGAGGAAUUGGAGGUCAUGGAUGUGAGCAUGGAGUAGGAAUGGAUUUGGGUUCACAAAUCGGAUGGGUAUCUGCCAGUGAAAGAUUUGCUUUAAUAGCUACUCGAACUACUACUGCUGACGAUCAAACCUCGAAGAGUUUUAUUGGUGAAGGGUAUUGGAAUAAAGUUGAAUUACCAAAUUUGAAUCAUCAAGAUGUUGUGGAGAUUUUAAAAGGGAUUCAUCCUUCCAUGUCGACUGAUGUACGAGAUUGCUUAGUGAGCGCUUGGAUGGAAGUCUCAACUAUGCGAUCGGCAAAUGAUUCUCGGCGAAUGAGAACUUCAUUGAGAGAAUUGAUGAGAUGGGCUCGAAGAGUAGAAACGCUUAUACCCAAAAAUCAAGUCUUACAAUCAGUAUCCCCAAAUCCAAUCAUUCAAGAAUCUAUCUUCCUUGAAGCAGUUGAUAUCUUUUUAGCUUCGUCUGAUAAACUUAUGUCAGAAUCCGAAACAUCAAAAACUCAGGAUCUCUCAAUCGCACUUUGUUUAGGUUCUCAUUUAUCUUUAAAUGAAGAGCGAAUUAAAUACUGUUUAUACCAAAGAACUCCAGAUCUUAUACCCCCACUCAAAAAAUCUUCAAAAGAUAAGAAGAACGCUUCACUUCAAAUCGGAAGAAUCAGAAUACCUAUCACUCAAUCAAUUGGUCCAGCAAUUCCAUAUUCAAGACCGUUCGCGUUGACUAAAUCUUCAUUAGUGUUACUUGAAAGAUUGGCCAAUUGUAUCAAAUCUUCUGAACCGAUUCUUUUGGUGGGUGAGACUGGUACUGGUAAGACUUCGAUUAUUAGUUUCUUGGCUAAGUCGGUUGGUAAGUCUUUGGUAUCACUCAACUUGAGUAAUCAAAGUGAAGCGAGUGAUUUAUUGGGAGGUUUUAAGCCUCUUGAUUUGAAUGAGGAUGCAAAGUUGACUGCAAAUUCAUUGAUUGACGAAUUUACUCAAGUUUUUGGUGACCAAUUCAAACUUUCACGGAACCAAGAAUUUAUUAUGGGAAUGCGAAAGUCAUUGGUCAAAAAGAAAUGGUCACGUUUAGUCACGAUGUUGAAAGAAGCGGUUCGUGCAAUGGUCGAACGAGCGCAAAAGCAAGCUCCUAAGACGAUCAUGGAUCCAGAAUCAAUUGAAUCACCUAACAAGCGUCGAAAGGUUUCGACCAUUGAAGAUCUACAAGUUGAAUGGCAAACGUUUUUUGGUAAACUUGAAGAAUUCGAAGAUCGGUUUGUUAGAAGUUCAUCUUCAAAUCAAGUACGAUUUAAGUUUGUAGAAGGACCACUUGUUCAAGCUAUGCAACGAGGUGAUUGGGUACUUUUAGAUGAAAUCAAUCUUGGAACAGGUGAAACAUUAGAAUCCUUGGGUACCUUAUUACAACAUAAUAAUUCUUCGAUCGUUCUAAGUGAAAGAGGUGAUUUGGAGCCUAUCAAAAGGGAUCCAGACUUUAGAUUGUUUAGCUGUAUGAACCCUGCGACUGAUGUUGGUAAACGAGAUUUACCUGCUAACCUACGAUGUAAAUUCACCGAGUUCUAUGUUCAGCCACCUGACAACGAUCGAGAUGCACUCUUGAACAUCGUCUCUCAAUACCUGACCGGCUUAUACGUGUCUGACAAACGCGUAGUCACCGAUGUGGCUGACUGUUAUUCCACGAUUCGAACAAUGUCACAAACGGGUCAACUAGCUGACGGGACAAAUUCACCGCCUCAUUACUCUAUGCGAACACUUUCAAGAGCAUUGACCUUUGCAGUAGAUAUCUCGGAUUCAUUCAGCUUAAGAAGAGCUCUGGUAGAAGGUUUUUUGAUGUCAUUCGUCACUACUCUCGAUUCUGGAUCGGCCACUAAAGCGAUCAAUGUGAUCCACCAAUACUUUGUUAAGACGGCUAAGAAUCCAAAAGCUUUGAUGAACCAAGCUUCAAAGAAACCUAAUUCACCAUCAGAAGACUUCAUUCAAGUUGGACCUUUUUGGUUGAAGAAAGGUACUCGGGCUGAACAAGGUGAUCAGAAACACUCUUAUGUACUCACAGAUUCAGUCAAGACCAAGAUGAUCGAUCUCGCUCGAGCUGUUAGUACUGGUCGUUAUCCCGUCCUGAUCCAAGGACCUACGUCAAGUGGUAAAACAAGUAUAGUAGAGUAUUUAGCAGAACGGACUGGUCAUACGUUUGUACGAAUCAAUAACCAUGAACACACCGACAUUCAGGAAUACAUUGGAAGUUAUGCCACUGAUCCAGAAACAGGACAAUUAUGCUUUAAAGAAGGAGCAUUGGUUAGAGCGCUUCGAAAUGGUGAAUGGGUAGUAUUAGAUGAACUUAAUUUAGCACCAUCCGAUGUAUUAGAAGCCUUAAAUCGAUUAUUAGAUGAUAAUCGAGAAUUAUUGAUACCUGAAACUCAAGAAGUCGUUAGACCUCAUCCUCAUUUCAUGCUCUUUGCAACUCAAAACCCACCAGGACUCUAUGGUGGUAGAAAAGUACUUUCAAGAGCUUUUAGAAAUCGAUUUUUAGAAUUACAUUUUGAUGAAGUCCCUAGAGAUGAAUUAGAAAUCAUUUUAUGUGAAAGAUGUCAAAUCGCUCCUAGUUAUUCUAAAAAGAUUGUAGAAGUUUUUACUGAAUUGCAACGUAGAAGACAAACUGAUCGAAUCUUUGAACAAAAACAUAGUUUUGUGACUUUAAGAGAUUUAUUUAGAUGGGGUGAACGUGGUGCGGUUGGAUAUCAAUCUUUAGCAGAAGAUGGUUAUAUGCUUUUGGCUGAACGAUCAAGAGUUAUGGAAGAGAAGAUUGUGGUAAGAGAAGUAUUAGAAGAAGUGAUGAAAGUGAAGAUUGAUGCGGUUCGAUUGUAUGAAGAUGUUCAACUACCUAGCUCAUUAGUUUCAACAAAAGCCAGUAAAAGAUUAUUUAAGUUAUUAUCAAGAGCAUUGGAAUUCCAUGAACCGGUGGUUUUAGUUGGCGAAGCAGGAUCAGGGAAAACAUCAGUCUGUGAAGCAUUUAGUGAAACUCGAAAUCAAAUCUUGAGAUGUAUUAACUUACAUCGUAAUUCUGAAGUUGGAGACCUUUUAGGUAGUCAAAGACCGGUUAGAAAUCGAGCAGGCGAAUUAAGAUCUGUUAUGGAACAAUUCAAUUCAUUAAUAGUCAAUUUUGGAAUCGAUUCUGCUCCAUUUAUGGAUCUUGAAGCUCAUCAAGUGAUUGAAUGGAUUGAAGGUUUUAUUCAAGAACGUAAGAAAGAAAACCAACUUGACUCAGUCCAACAACUUGAAUCAGUCUUGAAGCUUUUAAGACAAUCUCUGGCAUUAUUCACAUGGAAGGAUGGACCGUUGGUACAAGCUAUGCGAGAGGGAGAUCCAGUCCUAUUAGAUGAAAUCUCUUUAGCAGACGAUUCUGUACUAGAAAGGCUUAACAGUUUAUUGGAGCCUAGUCGAUCAAUUGUCUUGGCAGAAUGUGGUGGUGCGACGAUUGAGGAAAUGCAGAUCAAAGCUCAUCCUUCUUUUGAGAUUAUGGCCACGAUGAAUCCAGGUGGCGAUUUCGGUAAACGUGAACUUUCGCCUGCACUUCGAAAUCGGUUUACGGAGAUUUGGGUUCCUCUUGUCUCUGAACCCGCCGAUCGGAUUGCUAUCUUUGCAAGUAGAUUAUCAACUUCAAAAUCAACUUCAGAUCGACUCCCUUCUGAUUCAGAAUGCCUAACAUGGGCUGAGCGCAUUGUCGGUUUCUCGAACUUUUUUUCACAAUCACCAGCUUCGGUUCCAUUGGCUUCUCGUGAACUUAGUUUGAGAGACGGAUUAUCAUGGUGUGAUUUCAUCAAGUCAUGCUCUACACUUCCAAUUCCAAUCGCAUUUGUUCAUGCUGCUCAAAUGACUGUGCUUGAUCGACUGGGUACGGCUGGAUUUGGUCAGGAUUUGGCUCCAUCAGUUAUUCAACAAUUACGUCAAGCUUGUUUCAUUGAACUUCAUCAACUUGCUGGUCUCCCUCCUCCUAUCGAUCAAGGCCCGGUGGAAGUGCUUGAGACGGAAGUUGGGUUACAAAUCGGUCAAUUUGCGCUAUUGAAAGCUGUCUCGACAUCGACUCCUCAACUUUCAAAUCAUCGUUACUCAUUUUCGGCACCUACCGUGGCUCAAAACACUUUGCGUAUCGUACGAGCUCUCCAAGUUCCGAAAUCGAUUUUACUUGAAGGUAGUCCUGGGGUAGGUAAGACGAGUAUGGUAGAAGCAUUAGCGAAGAUGACAGGUCGACGCUUAAGGCGAAUCAAUCUUUCAGAUCAAACGGAUUUAUUGGACUUAUUUGGAUCAGACGUACCAGUGGAAGGUGGUAAGGCAGGAGAGUUCGCAUGGAAGGAUGCAGCAUUUCUUGACGCACUUCAGAGAGGUGAUUGGGUGUUGUUAGAUGAAAUGAAUUUAGCUCCUCAGACAGUCUUGGAAGGUUUGAACGCGUGUCUAGAUCAUAGAGGGACGGUUUAUGUUCCUGAACUGGAUCGAACAUUUGUUCGACAUCCUGACUUUAGAGUCUUUGCGGCCCAGAACCCACAUCAUCAAGGUGGUUCACGUAAAGGAUUACCUCGAUCUUUGGUCGACCGAUUCACAGUUGUUUUUAUGAAAGAGCUGGAUAAAGAUGAUUUAUUUACAGUUUGUAGUGAAAUGGCACCUGGGUUUAGUAGUGAUCAAAUCCUUCAAAUGGUUAAUUUCAACGAUAGGAUCACACAAGAAGUCAACAAGCCAAAUCUUUUUGGCUCUUCUGGCUCACCUUGGGAAUUCAAUUUGAGAGAUAUCGGAAGAUGGUUGCAAGUCACCACGAGGCCGAGUGAGCUUGAUCGAUCUCCAAAUUCACCACUCGAACAUUUGGAUAUGAUCUAUACUGGUCGUUUUAGAAAUCCAUCAGAUCAUCUGGUUUGUCAGAACAUCCGUGCCGAGUUCUUCACCGCCGCCUCUACCACAAGCGACCGACAAGAUGUGGUCGAACUAUCUACUGAUUUCAUCAUCGGACAUAGUCGCUUACCAAAGUCUGGAACACCACAACUCACUCCAUCCGUACCUUCACCAACUCAUCUACCUACAUCACUCAGAAGACCAGCAGAAUCCUUGAUGAGAUGUUUAGAACUCAAUUGGUUACCAAUCCUUACUGGACCAGAACAAUCAGGAAAAUCUUCACUUGUGAAAUAUCUUGCAGGACGAAGUGGUGCUCGUAUCCGAACUAUUUCAAUGCAUUCAGGUUCUGAUACUUCUGAUCUGUUCGGUGGAUUUGAACAAAGCAAUGUUCAUCGGAAUGUCCUCGUCGUUUUGGAUACUAUCGUCAACGCAAUUCAAUCAAGCUUACAAAGUCAACUUGAUCUCACCUUUCCUAUCGCAUCGGUCUUUGGAGCAAGUUUGAUGGACUUACGCACGCUUAGAGAAGUUGUUUCUUCAAUGGCCCCUGAAGCUGCGGCUGAUCAGAUGUUGAAAAUAUUGAGCCGUUUACCUACAGGAAUAGAGAUUGAUAUAUCAUCGAUGAUAUCCACUGUUCGAAACUUACAAACUAGACCAGCAACCUGUAGAUUUGAAUGGAUUGACGGUCCAUUAGUGACAGCGAUGAAACAAGGUGAUUGGCUAGUGAUUGAGAACUCAAACUUAUGUAGUGCAUCUGUACUUGAUCGUCUUAAUCCGCUUUUCGAAGGCAAUUGUCAACUUCAAUUGACUGAACGUGGAAUGCAUCAGGGUGAGAUUGUGACAAUAACGCCACAUCCUAAAUUCCGAAUGAUCAUGAUCUUCAACCCUCGUCAUGGUGAACUUUCUCGAGCCAUGAGAAAUCGAGGAAUCGAGAUUAGUUUUCUAUCAGACACCAAAUUCGACGUAACAGAUCAAGUCAUCAGCUCUGAUCGAGCUCAAUUCAUGUUUAAUUCGAAUUGGAGUCUUUGUUCAUCAAAAUCUACAGAGGCCGAAUCACCUAUCCGAUGGGCUGCGGAGUUAUUAAUUCAUCCACCAACCCAAUAUCCACUUCUUACACGAUUAUUAGAUCAUGUUUCGUCAGGUCAAGAAACUCAAGAAAAACUCAAAGGAGCCAUGUCACGUAUCUGUAUGCCUGAUUUGAGAAAUGCUAUCGAAUCAUUUGUCAAAGUGAAUAGGAUGUCUCAUAUGAUGGUAGGAAAGACAUUAGAUUUGGCUCUUACAGGGCAUUUCUAUCAAUCAAAUCAUACUCCGUUCAUGAUCGAAAUCUUGAGGCUUCUCCUCACAUUAGUACUGGCCACUUGUUGUCCGACUGUCUCAGUAUUACCCGAGGAGAUGUCGCGACCUGGUGUUCUUCAAGGCUCAUCGUCCAAGGCUUUGAAACAGACCAAUCACUGGAAAACACUUUUAGACCCUACCCUCCUUUCAACAUUUGUGGAUGCGGCCAACAGCUCAAUUAUCGAGAUGGCAACUCAUGUGCUUCGGGAAUCAACAAAGGAGGCAUGUAAUGAAGUGGCUCUCAUGGACAUCUGUCGAUCACUUCAUAACCUGCAGGUUGCCGUCAUGAAGCUUGCAGGUCUGAUGAGCACUGCGCCAGAUUAUGCUUCCUUUGGUUUUGCAUUUCAGGUCAUUGAUCGAACACUGAUCGAACUGAAAGAGACGUGCUCAAACUCAUUUGAUAGUAUCUCUAAUCUUCUCUCACCUCUUAAAUCGGAGUUUGAUAUCACUCGAUGGGAGGCAAUGGUACAACUGUGGAAUUGCUUUUGUCCUUAUUUUACUCCUGAAGCGGACUUAAUUGAACAAAUUCAUCAAUUAGAAGAAAUUGGUAUAAAUCACUUGCAUAAGACUAAACCUGAGUUACGAUCUUUGUAUUUUGAAGUAGUCGGAUCCUUGAAAAUCUCAUCUGAAAAGAGAGCUGAAUUUAUUACGAAUCUCAAAGAAGUUGGUGAUCGAUUGCAAAAACAAAUCACUUGUGAUGAGAUCAGUGAGGAAAGUUCUUGCCAACCUGCGGUAUACGAUCUUGAACGUGCUAUUGAACAAACUGUUGGUACUAUUGGGGUACUUUCACAUACUAGCGGGUCUUCAUCUCAUCAGCGCUGGGACGCAAGUUUUUCUCAGCUCUUAGCUGGGUGCAAAGCUAUUUCUAGUGAACUUGGGGUGUUACUCUACAGUCAACAUUAUCUGAGCAAUGAAGGGAAAAAUAACGAUGAAGUGCAGAUGGAGAUCGACAUCGAAGUAUUGAGGUCUCUGACAAUGGUAGAGCCUGUUCAGAAAACACAACUUCUUUUUGAACCUUUCAACCUUGUAGCACAGUUGGACGGUGCUGCUAUUUUACGCUCUAUGUCUAGAUUGACCAGAUUGGUGGGAUUCGCCACAACGCUUGAAGAUCAUGAGAGGAUGACGACAAUGCUCAAGCAUGUCUCUCAACUCGUUUCAUCUAAUGCCACUCGUCUAGCCGUGGAUAGAUCUCAAUCUUUCCUUCAAAUAAUGGAUCGUGUGCUGAUUCGCAUGAAUAAAUCUAUUGCAAAAUGUCGACAAAUUGAUGUGACUAGACCUCUGCUAUUAACGAGUUCAGACUUUGAUAAUUCUCCACUCCUUGCCAGUGCUCUCGAUCGCGCCCUCCAGUUUUGGCAAAUCUAUGUGCCCGAAAUACCCAUAGAUCCCUUGUCGGUCAGCACAGCGGAACACACGUAUCUUUCAUCCUGGCUGGCACGUAUGCAAGAACUUCGGGAACUGUUGACUGUAUAUGAACAGUCUCAGACAGGCUAUCAUGACAACACGCGAAUUCAGAUCUUGAAUAUCGAUAUUUCAACGGCUCAGGCCACCUUGAACACUCUUCCUAAACCAGCAGUGCAACGGACACCAGACUCAUUCACCUUGAUUGCAAUCUUUUCAGAGUUGAAAGCCUUUGAGACUCAAUUCCUAGCCGGUGAACGAAUUCCCAACCUCGUGAAAGAGAUUCUGAGUGCUACUACGCAAGAGCAUCUACGUACACUACAAUCACGACUCGAAACUUUCUCGAUCUCCGCGACUGGCCUACUCACCAGGUUGACCAAUCGAUUUCCUUCGUUCACUGAUAUUUUGCGACCUGUUCAAACCAUCCUGAAUAUUAUGAUCAUCAGCUUGCUCAUGAAGCUUCGAGAAGUCACUAUCGCAUUCUUCAAGGAGUCUCUUGAACCUCUCGAAGAUUUUAUAACUCGACUAUUGUCGUCAAGCUGUACAAUCGCAAGUGCCAAUAUGCGUUCUGUGUCUUGUGACCCGAAGAUGGACGAUAUUUUGAAACAGGAGACUAGUGCAUCACAUGUGCCAAUCUUGCGCGUCGCCGCGGUUGCUUGUCAGGACAAUGAGAUCUUCAGCGCAUCGGAACUCAAACUUCUCAUCUCGGCUUACGAUUCUAUCUGGAAAUUGUGGUCAAUGGAUCGCGCCAAGGAAGCACGUGAGGCUGAAGAACGAGCACAAGAGUUUAAAUUUCGACGACAAGAUGUGGUUGUGCUUUCCGAUGAAGUGAUCGAAGCGGAAGAGUUACAAACAUUGUUCCCGACUUACGAAGAUACUGAUGCAACAUCGACAGUCGAAGUGGAAUCUUCCACUGUACAUCAUACGGUCAGCCCGAUCCAAGUGGAUAUACUCUGUCAAAUGCACAUUUCGAUCAACCGGACGAGCGACGGGGAAUCUUACAGGAUGAAAUGGUUUGAGCAACUUCGAAAAGACCUAGCGAUCGAGAUAGCUGAGAAACAUGGUCACCUACUCGCCAGUUGUGUUGAUAAGACAUCUUUAGCGUUCCAGGUUGAUCAUAUCAACCGACUUCAAGCUUUCAGUGGAGCAGGUCCCGUUUCAAACUCACUUCAUGAUUUUUAUCAAGAUAGUAACGUUCCAGAAGCCAUGCGAAUCUUUGUUCCGUUGAAGUCGCUGGAUUCAAGAGUCAAAGAGUUGUUUGAACAAUGGCCUGAAAUGAUUGCAUUGGACGAGAUACAACAGCGAUGUCAACAAAUCUCACGACUGUCGUACAAGAGUCCCUUGGCCAAGAUUCUUCCGUUUGUGGAGACUUUGAUUGAACAAAUCGAGAAUUGGGAAAAGUAUAGCUGCCGAGAGAACUCAUUAUCUUCUUAUCAAGCCGUUUUUGCCGAUUUUGUAGUCUCCUGGCGUAGAUUGGAACUUUCUUCGUGGGCUGGUUUGAUCGAGCGAGAGAUGCGAACAUUUGACUCGGCGACGAACGUUUGGUGGUUUCGUCUAUAUGAAUUACUUUUCCGAGGGCUCUUAACCCAUCAAAUGAGUGAAGAUGUUGAAGACAACGUAACUCGAUAUUUUGCCGAUUCAGCUACUGUUUUGAAUGAAUUUAUGUCCGAAUGUAACUUGGGACAAUUCAAGCCUCGACUCACUCUCCUUCGUUCAUUCGCUUCGCUUUUAUCUUCGUACUCGAAACUUAUGAGUAGUGAAGAUUGGCAAAGGAUGUAUGACCUAAUUGAAGGUAUCAUUUUCUUCUACUCGCAUUAUGAGCUAGAAAUCGCCACCCAGAUCGAUCAAGCUAAGACUGUCGCUCGCAAGGAUAUCGAGGAUUACAUACGUCUCGCCAGUUGGAAGGAUGUCAAUGUUUUUGCUUUGAAACAAAGUAGCCACAAGAGUCAUCGACGACUUUAUAAAUCUGUUCAUAGACUACGAGCGGCGCUUCAGAGACCUGUGAAGGAUUCUCUCUCCACUUGGCACGUCAAAAAAGUAGUGUACUUAGAAUCUGAUCUUCCACCGAUCAUCAGCCAGUCUAUUCCGUUUACUCAAGAUGACGAGAUCUCCGACAUCGAAGGACUCGCCGCACCGCUACCAGCUCAUCUCAAACAACCAUCACUCGCACUCGACAGACUUAAAAAAUUGAUUGAACAGCGAUUGUUUUCAAACGUGCAGUCGGAAGUCCCCGCCGAAGAAAUAACAGAACUAGCCUCGCAUAUCAGAUUGGUGAUCAAGGAGCUCAGUGAAGAGGUUUUACCAAAAGGGGAUGCGAGAGAGAAAUAUGCAAAAAAUCUUGAUCUUCGUAAAAGGAAAGCAUUUGCACAUCUUUUGAAGCGAUUGAAGACGCUUGGAUUAGGAUCGUGUCCCACAGAUCGAGUUCUUCAAAGGCUCAAGGAUCCCGCUGUGAUUUUUGGACAACCUUUACUGGCGUCAAAAAGUCUACCAUGUAUGAUCAAGCUCUGUUCAGCAGUGGACGAAGGGCUUUAUGGACUUCUAGGUCAAAUGCCCAAGUUUCGACGAUUCCGAAGUGGACACCAUUCUGAUAUCAGUAAUUCAGAUAUCCAACGGCUCAUAGGAUCUGUUGAGAGUGGUCUAUCACUUAUCAUGAGUGACAGACAAGCCUUGUCAUCACUCUUGUUGGCUGUCUCAGAGUUGGACAAGACUUGUUUACGGAUGACAGAUUUGUUAGCUUCUGGUUCAAGUCAUUUCUCGGUUACAUCCUCUUCGCCCUCAGAUAUUGUGCUUUCACAUAUCAAGGUUGUCAACCUUUUUGUUUCUGCCCUUCGUGAAACAACUCAAUCUAUCAAAAUUCUCCGAAGCAACCAAAACGCUCAAGAAAUUCCUAUGGCUGUCACAAAUCUACUGGACGAGUUGACCAUAUCUGCGUCUUGCGAAAUCAACAAUCUAGAGACGUUAAUGCGAUCGGCGAACUCACAUAUGUUGCUGUUCAAGCCUGAUGAAGUAGAGCUACUCGAGCGCGUGCCUGUUGGUUUAACAAGGAUUGUAGAUCGUCUUCGUGCUUCGAUCAUGGAAGCUCCGGUAUUAUCAUACUUACUCUCACCUCUAGUAGAAGACUUGUCUCGGCAGCUUUUGAGUCUAUCAAACCACUUUUCUCAACCAACCGAAGAACAACAUACCGUAUGGGAGGCACAUCGUAGCUUCGUUCACUCGGUCCUCUUAGUGGCUCAACAGUUGAUGGCGCGAGAUCCAAAGACUGAAGACGCCGAGCCUUCAGGAAAAUUGAGAAUUGGUGAAAUCCGAAAAGGUCAUUUCAAUCUCUCAGGCUUUACAGCAAGAUGCCAUAUCACAGAUGUUAUCGAUAAACUUCGUGGAUUCAAUCAAGCUUUAUCAAGUUCAUAUCCACAAAAGCUCGGGACUCGAUUGCUUUCCACCGUUGCUGGUUUCACCCAGCAGUAUCUGAACUUGUUGGCGAACCAUGUCAAAUAUUGUCUACAAUGGCAUCAAGCAGAACUUGACUUACUGCAAACGGUGGUCAAUAUUGGAAUCAAUAUUGGUGAGAAUGGUUUUUGUAAACCUGACUUGAGUGAGGGAGAAGAAGAAGGUGCCCCCAAUGGACCUUCAGCUGAUGGGACAGGCCUGGGUGGUGGUCAAGGUGGAAAAGAUGUGAGUGAUGAGAUCGAGUCGGAUGAACAAAUGGAAGGACUUCAGAAUGAUACCGAUGAACAAGAUCCUAAUAAAGAAGAAGGAAAAGAUAAAGAAGAUCGAGGUGUUGAGACUCAGCUUGAAUUUGAUGCUCCUUUAGAGGAUGUGGAAGAAGGAGAUGAAGAGGACGGUUCGGAUGAUGAAACGGACGAGAAAGAUGAAGAGGAGGGUGACGAGAUUGAAGAUGGGGUUGGGGAAGUAGACCCACUUGAUUCAGGAGCGGUAGAUGAAAAAUUUUGGGAAGGUGAAGAUGAUGAUGAAAAAGAAUCGAAGGAAGAAAAAGAAGCUGAAAUGAACGCAAAACAGAAUCAAACUGCUCCGGAAGAUUCAACACUCGCUGCCAAAGAUAACCAAAAAGCUGGUGAACAAAACACUGAAGAAAAAAAAGAAGAGAAUGAACAUGACAAGGAUGGUGAAGAAGGAGAACCGAAUACUGAUGAGGUAGAUGAGAACUUAGAAAAGGAAGAUGAUGAAAACGCAGACCAAUCUCAAUCUGAAGAUGAAAUGGAUCAAGGAGAAGAAGACCCGUCUAAGACCAAUCCGGUACCUAUGAUGGACCAUGUAGAUAAUUCGGAAACUCUAGAACUUCCUGAUGAUUUGAACUUGGAUGACACAAAAUCUGAGAAUGAUGAAAAAGUGGAUGAUGAUGUGGAAGACGAAGGGAUGGAACUUGAUGAGCCUGAUGAAGAACCAAUGCCCGGGCAGACUGGGAACGAUGAGCCAGAUGAUCAGUCUGGUGAAGUCGAGCAUUCUGAGCCAGCAGCCCCCUUAGAUGCGACCGUUCCGGAGACAGAUCCAGCAAAUGCAUUGGACUGUGGAGAUGAAUCGGGUGCUGGGACAGGUGGUGGCGGCACCAGUCAUGCACCGCCUGAGGCUGCAACUGAGCCGCAGAGUAAACCUACACAGGAUAAAUCAAAGCCGGAAGAAGAUUCCCAGGACGAAGCUAUGUCUACUGAAAAAAUCCCAGAUGGUGAGCCUCAGAAUGAGUCUGCUGAAACCAACGAUCAGUCGGCGGCAGAUGAAAUCGGAACUGGUGAAUCGGGAACUCAACCUAUGCCUAAGACUUUGGAUUCCAAAUCAAACGAAGCAACACCUGAGGAGCAACAAUCAGAUCCAAAUCCUUUGCGACAACUUGGAGAUGCUAUGGAAAACUGGAUGCGUAGACUUCAGCACAUUCAAGACAAUGACUCUACAGAGCAAACCGACGACUCUAAGAUGAAGGCCUGUGACGAAGCAAUGGAGCUCGAAUAUCUUCAGGCAGAUUCGGCCGAAUCCGUGGAUCAGCAAGCACCUGGUCCGGCAACUCAAGAUCAAGCACAGGAAGCGUUGAAUCAACUUCAUAUCGAUGAGGUGCCUAACGAAAGCGAGAUCAUGCGCGUCGAGGAUGAACAACGAAUGCCUCCUUCCGUCGAUUUUAUGCAGCUUCCUGAGACUAACGCAUUGCAUGAGCUUGUUGAGCCUGCUCUGUCUGGCCCCACAGGUGGUACUCAAAAGCGCACAGACGAAGGGUUUGAACUGAUGGAUGAAGGUGGUACGGAAGAUCAGCCCAUGGCAUUGAAUGAAGAUGACGACAAAUCUAUGGACGACCAAGAACCAGGACCCCGUGAAGAAGAGGAAGUCAUAGAAUCCGGUACAUCAGCUCUUGACAUAUGGCGUCAAUAUGAACAAAUCACUCGGAAGCCAGCCUCACAACUUACUGAACAACUUCGUCUGAUCUUGGAGCCUACAACAGCCACUCGCCUGCAGGGAGAUUAUCGGACUGGAAAGCGCCUCAACAUGAGGAAGUUGGUACCAUACUUGGCCUCAGACUAUACCAAAGAUCGCAUCUGGUUACGUAGAACCAAACCUGCCCAGCGUGAUUACCAGAUCUUGGUUGCGGUAGAUGACUCUCGAUCGAUGGCUGACUCUAGGUCAGCUCACCUCGCAUUGCAGACAGUGGCCCUCGUCACUGGAGCUCUUGCUAAACUAGAAGUUGGAGAAGUUGCUAUAGCACGUUUUGGCGGUACCUUCAACAUAAUACAACCGUUCGGUUCAGGAGGAUCUCGUCAAAAUCACGGAACAAAUAUCAUCAAAGGUUUUACAUUUGCUCAACAAAAGACGGAUGUUCGAUUAGCAGUUGAACGAGCCAUGAAUAUGUUUGAAACUGCUCGUAAUCAAGGACCUAGUACAGUAGAUGAGAUUUGGCAAUUAGGAAUCAUUGUUUCUGAUGGGAUAUGUCAAGAUCAUGAUCAAGUUCGAGCACUCUUAAGACAAGCAACUGAAAAGAAAAUCAUGUUUGUAUUUGUGAUCUUAGAUUCAUUACAUCAACAUGGUGAAAAUGAAGGUGAAAAUCAACAAACCUCUGUACCUGGAGCUUCUUCAAUUAUGUCUAUGAAUACAGUUUCAUAUGCACUGGGUCCUGACGGUAAAAUGGAACUUCAAAUGGAACGUUAUCUUGACACGUUCCCCUUUGAUUAUUAUAUCAUAUUGCGUGAUGUCGAAGCUUUACCACAUGUGUUGAGUGGCACACUAAGACAGUUUUUUGAAAAGGUCACGAGCCUUUGA
This is a messenger RNA of Melampsora larici-populina 98AG31, 15819 nucleotides long. RefSeq lists its product as uncharacterized. Gene Ontology annotation, biological process: ribosomal large subunit assembly; rRNA processing. The record is from RefSeq and is a predicted model, not a curated record. The transcript is spliced from 19 exons. Bases 1 to 15819 code for a protein of 5272 amino acids. Lineage: Eukaryota; Fungi; Basidiomycota; Pucciniomycetes; Pucciniales; Melampsoraceae. Gene Ontology annotation, cellular component: preribosome, large subunit precursor; nucleus. Gene Ontology annotation, molecular function: ATP hydrolysis activity; ATP binding.